Fonsecaea erecta is the source of this 2472-nucleotide messenger RNA. RefSeq lists its product as hypothetical. The record is from RefSeq and is a predicted model, not a curated record. Gene Ontology annotation, biological process: proteolysis. The transcript has a single exon. Bases 1 to 2472 code for a protein of 823 amino acids. Gene Ontology annotation, molecular function: metalloendopeptidase activity. NCBI's taxonomy places the organism in Eukaryota, Fungi, Ascomycota, Eurotiomycetes, Chaetothyriales, Herpotrichiellaceae.
AUGCGCCUUCUUCAAAAUCUGGCCGCGGGUGUUGCAGCAUGCUUAUUGCUAUCGCUCGCGAGCACCGUCGAUGGACACUCUCAAUCCAGGAAUCCGUUAAACUACCUAUCAUUAAUUGAAAACCCUUGGAUACAAACGCCGUCACAAAGGGUACACUGUACAUCCACUUUCGACUUGACUUUCGAUCUCCAUCACAACACCCAGCAUGUUCGACUGAACCUGGAACCCAACCAAGACAUCAUCCAUGAAGAUUCAUACAUUGAAUUUGUUGACAAGUAUGGCAAUGUCAGACAUGUCGAAAAGAUGCAGCGGGAGGAACACAAGAUCUACCAGGGAAAGGCAUUUCUUGUCGAUGACGACGGAGUAAAUCGACAUGUGGGAUGGGCUCGAAUUGCUGUAAGGCGGGAUGGAAUCAAACCUCUCUUUGAGGGCGCUUUCACCGUCAUGGGCAAUCACCACAAUGUUCAAUUGAAGUCCAACUAUAUGGCUACCCGACACGAACUCGAUCCCGUACUGGAAGAAGAUGAUGAUGAGUAUAUGGCUGUCUGGCGUGACUCGGACGUCAGCCGCCAGUCUCAUACGGAGCUCAAACGAAGCGUGGAUCUGACAUGCGCCUCUGACAAGUUGGAGUUCAACACCCAUCCCGAUCAUCCCAUCUAUCGUGACUUGAUGCUUAAACGUGAUGACGGCUUCUGGGGAGACAUGGGCGCCAUGUCCAUUUCCAAUAUGUUCGAAAAGCGACAGAGUAAUAUUGAUGGCGGCGGAGUGGGCUCAGGCAAUUCAGCUGGUGUUAAUCUGGCAUCCACCAUUGGCAGCACCGCUGGUUGCCCAACCACUCGCAAAGUGGCCUUGGUCGGCGUCGCUUCCGACUGUACGUAUACCGCGAGUUUCAACUCAACCGAUAGCUUGCGACAAUAUAUCAUCAGCCUGGUCAAUACUGCUUCUGAGCUAUACCAAUCAACUUUCAACAUCACCCUCGGCCUCCGCAACCUGACCGUUUCCGAUGGCGAAUGUCCAGGGACGGCAAGCACUCAGACGCCGUGGAACGUAGGUUGCUCAAGCAGCACCGAUAUAACACAACGGCUCAACCUGUUCUCGUCAUGGCGUGGCCAGCGAGGGGAUGACAACGCUUACUGGUCUCUCUUCACCACUUGCAACACUGGAGCUGAAGUCGGCCUGGCGUGGCUUGGACAGUUGUGCAACCACGGCUCUACUUCACAGACAGACACUAGCGGCAACUCUCAAAGCGUCACCGGCGCAAACGUUAUCGCGAAGACCUCGACUGAGUGGCAAGUAUUUGCGCACGAGAGUGGUCAUACUUUCGGAGCUGUCCACGACUGCGAUUCCAGCACUUGUGCCGACUCCAACAUUGUCAAUUCUGGCCAGUGUUGCCCGCUCUCCUCCACCACGUGCGAUGCAAAUGCUCAAUACAUGAUGAAUCCUUACUCUUCGUCAGACAUCACCAAAUUCUCGCCCUGCUCAGUCGGAAACAUUUGCAGCGCGCUGGGCCGCAACUCUGUUCAGUCGCAAUGCCUUACUGAUAAUAAAGGCGUCGUCACGAUUAGCGGUAACCAGUGCGGCAAUGGAAUUGUCGAGGAGGGCGAAGACUGUGAUUGUGGCGGCACUGAAUCUUGUGCCGGGAACAGCUGCUGCAACCCCACAACUUGCAAGUUCAAUACAGGCGCUGUCUGUGACCCCAGCAACGAAGGUUGUUGUACGUCGACUUGCCAGUUUGCUUCGACGGGGACCGUCUGUCGUGCUAGCACAGGGCAAUGUGAUCCUGCUGAAACAUGCUCUGGCACUAAUGGAACAUGCCCGGCAGACACCACGGCGCCCGACGGAUCCGACUGUGGCAAUGGCCUCAAGUGUGCUAGUGGCCAAUGCACGAGUCGAGACCUUCAGUGCAAAACUCUAAUGGGCAGCUAUACGAGCGACAAUGACACUUAUGCAUGCAACAGUCAAACCUGUACUCUGAGCUGUGCCAGUCCAGACUUUGGACCCAACGUCUGUUACAGCAUGCAACAAAACUUCCUGGAUGGUACUCCGUGUGGCGGCGGGGGGCGAUGCGAGAAUGGUGUGUGCAAAGGGAGCACCAUCGGAGGCGAAGUCAAGUCAUGGAUCGACGAUAACAAAACUCUGGUCAUUGCUCUCGCCAGUGCGCUUGGAGGCCUCCUGCUGCUUGCUAUUCUCGGAUGCUGCAUCAGGGCAUGUCGACGGCCGCGAGGCCAGAAAUUGGAUGGUAUUGUUCCCGGGCAACGUCGGCACAGACGUGGAGUCCAGCCAGCUCAGCGUGGAGGUUGGGAUGGACCUCAAAUUCCUCCACAGAUGAGAGAUCGUGGAUAUGGUGGUGGAUGGGAACCAUCGCCUGUACAAAUGACCUCCCCGCAGGGCUGGUAUCCUCCUCAGCCACCGCCUGCUUACGGCGGGUGGGAUGGCUAUCCCCAGCGAGGACAAAGUGCUCGGUACGCAUAA